Molecule: messenger RNA, 735 nt
Organism: Gryllus bimaculatus (two-spotted cricket)
Lineage: Eukaryota; Metazoa; Arthropoda; Insecta; Orthoptera; Gryllidae
Source: the annotation of a GenBank genome assembly
AUGAGCGUGCGGCGUCUCGUCCUCUCCGCAGGGGUUUCCCUUCCGUGCGUCAUAACCCGUGGCGCGCCCUUGUCUGUGGUCGCGGUCGCGGUCACGGUCACGGCCGCCUCCGCCGCCGCUAUGGCCGUGAACCCCGCCCGGCGCCAUCAGAAGACCUAUGCUUCUCCGGAAUACUCGGGGAUAUUCGAUGUUGUGAUCGCACGUCGCUCUGAAAUUGCUGUUUGGUUAUAUGCUAGAGAAGAUAGACCCAACGAAUUAAAGUUUGUUUCUAUUGCUUAUCAGCCGAAGUGGCCAGGCGUAGCCAGGCAAAUUUCGGGAUCUCAUUACAUGGCUAUUUCAGAGCCUUUGCCCCGGCGUGUUGGGUAUGUGUUGAAAGUUAUUGCUCUGCAGCUAGGCGCUGAAAGGUUCGAGCGGUUUACACAUCGCUCCUUUGCUCCAUCGCCCGGCCAUAUCGCUCCUUUGGAAGCAGCGCGCGGCACGGCGCUGACGUCACCCAACACGUGCCACAUUCCCGGGCGCGCUGCGUACGGCUGCGUGCGGCCUGCGUGUCGCCUCGCCUCGGCUCGCCUCGCGUUGCCGGCCUGGCCCGGCCCGGCCCUGCCCUGCCCUCCCCGCCGCCGCCGCCGUCAGUGGGUCACGCGGCCGCCCGCCCCGGGCCGCGCCGCUGGGCCUACCUGCUGCGCCGGUCUCGGGCGCGGCUUGUUUGGCCCGUUGCGUUGCGUUGCGUUGCGUUGA